Molecule: messenger RNA, 1524 nt
Organism: Phascolarctos cinereus (koala)
Lineage: Eukaryota; Metazoa; Chordata; Mammalia; Diprotodontia; Phascolarctidae
Product: keratin, type II cuticular Hb5
Biological process (GO): keratinization; intermediate filament organization
Cellular component (GO): keratin filament
Molecular function (GO): structural constituent of skin epidermis
Source: RefSeq, a predicted model, not a curated record
AUGUCUUGCCGUUCCUAUCGUAUCAGUUCGGGUUGUGGUAUCACCAGAAACUUCAGCUCCUGCUCGGCUGUGGCCCCCAAGACAGGCAACCGCUGUUGCAUCACUGCUGCCCCAUACCGUGGGGUGUCCUGCUACAGGGGACUGACCGGCUUUGGCAGCCGCAGCCUAUGUAAUGUGGGCUCCUGUGGCCCCCGAAUCUCCGUUGGAGGCUACCGUUCCAUGAGCUGUGGCCGGAGCUUCGGCUACCGCUCUGGGGGAGUGUGUGGCCCCAGUCCCCCCUGCAUCACCACUGUGUCUGUCAAUGAGAGCCUCCUGACCCCCCUCAACCUGGAGAUUGACCCCAACGCCCAGUGCGUGAAGCAUGAGGAGAAGGAACAAAUCAAGUGUCUCAACAGCAAGUUCGCAGCCUUCAUCGAUAAGGUUCGGUUCCUCGAGCAGCAGAACAAGCUUCUGGAGACCAAAUGGAACUUCUACCAAAACCAGAGAUGUUGCCAAAGCAACAUGGAGCCUCUGUUCAACGGCUACAUCGAGACCCUGAAGCGGGAGCUGGAGUGUGUGGAGGCCGACAGUGGACGCCUGUCCUCUGAGCUCAAUCACAUGCAGGAGGUGCUGGAGGGCUACAAGAAGAAGUAUGAAGAGGAGGUGGCCCUCAGGGCCACAGCUGAGAAUGAAUUUGUGGUGCUAAAGAAAGAUGUGGACUGUGCCUACUUGCGGAAAUCUGACCUGGAGGCCAAUGCUGAAGCUCUGACAGAGGAAAUCAACUUCUUGAAAGCCCUGUAUGAGGAGGAGAUCAGGGUCCUCCAAUCACAAAUCUCAGACACUUCAGUCAUUGUCAAGAUGGACAACAGCCGUGACCUGAACAUGGACUGCAUAGUGGCUGAGAUCAAGGCUCAAUAUGAUGACAUCGCUAGCCGUAGCCGGGCUGAGGCCGAAUCCUGGUACCGCACUAAGUGUGAGGAAAUGAAGGCCACAGUGAUCCGCCAUGGGGAGAGCCUUCGAAGGACCAAGGAGGAGAUAAAUGAGCUGAACCGCAUCAUUCAGAGGCUGACGGCUGAGAUUGAGAAUGCCAAGUGUCAGCGCUGUAAACUAGAGGCUGCAGUGGCAGAGGCUGAGCAGCAGGGUGAGGCUGCCCUCAAUGAUGCCAAGUGCAAGUUAGCUGAGCUGGAGGGUGCCCUACAGAAGGCCAAACAGGACAUGGCAUGUCUGCUGAAGGAAUACCAGGAGGUCAUGAACUCCAAGCUGGGGCUAGACAUUGAGAUCGCCACCUACAAACGACUGUUGGAGGGCGAGGAGCACAGGCUGUGUGAAGGUGUGGGGUCUGUGAACGUCUGCGUGAGCAGUUCCCGGGGUGGGGUGACCUGUGGGGGUCUCACCUGCAGCACCACCCCAGGACUCCAGAUUGCCUCUGGUCCUUCUGCCUCUGGGGGCAGCUACACAGUGAUGGCACCUGAUUCCUGCGCCCCCUGCCAGCCCCGCUCCUUGGGCUUCAGCUGUGGGAGCAGCCGGUCUGUCCGCUUUGCAUAG